CCUGCACACAAACACAGAGACACAUAUGGAGAGCGCCACAGUGCAACACUGAGCAAAACAAGAGGAAACACGCGAACAGAACGCAGGAGAAGAAGAGGAGGAAUAUUUUUCACAUUAUUUUUGCAGGAAACCUCCCUUUUUACAAAAAAAAACAAAGUACCUGGGACACAGAGAAGACAUCUGAUUUACUCACAGGGAGGAUUUUUCAACAGAUUUCAAAGCAAAUCAACAAAUUAUUACCUUUUUUGCUGAUUGUGUAGAGUUUUUUUUAACAUUUAAACACAAGAAAAAGAUUCACAUAGAAGGAGAGGAGAACAGGGAAGAGGCAAACAGAAGGUGAGGGCGGGGGAGGGAGAGCACAGGAAAGAGAGAGAGAGAGAGUGAGGGAGCGAGCGAGCCUGUGCCUCUGAGAUGUUCAUGAUCAUUCGGGAGACGUCCGCUGCAGGAAGCAGUGCUGCAGCGAUGAGCGCGCCACAGGAAAGGAGCACCAAACAGGUGUGUAAAUAUAGCUGUCCAUAACUGUUGGUAUGUAUAUAAAGUCUCUCUGUGUGUGUUCAGUGUUCAUGUUUGUGUGUAAUUUCCCCAUUUUCUCUCUUUAUAAGCACAUUUUUUUAUGCUUUUCUCUGUGCUUAAAUACAACUGGUAUCCUCUUGAGUGCACUGAUUCAGACUUCACUGUGAAACUGGAUGUUUAAAGAUGAUCCUCGACCAGAAUUAUGUUUUUAAUAGAAAUAACAGAGGAAAAGUUGCUGGUGAGAAAACUGCAGUAUGUGUGUUUGCAGUAUUUCUUUCAUGGUAGAAAAUAAUUACAACUAACAAUUCUUUUUUUUUUUUGUAUUUAAUGUCAGAUUAGAGGUGAAAAAGAAUCUAUUUUCUACCUGAAGUGUACGGCAUGCCACCAAAACGGUGUAAAAGCAUCCAUUACACCCUGGGCUCUGUCUGACAGGUUAUAUGUGUGUGUCUGCUGGGUGAAAAAGUAUGUUAUGUUUGCAUGAAGUUGAUCAGUGCGACAAAGGCAGUCAUGUUCGGUGCGGUUAUUGUGCAUGCUAAGGAUAGCGGAGAUAAAAAUGAUAUUCUUCUCAUUUGGCAGCCUGAAUCCUUUAACUUAGUGGAAAUACUAGAAUCUACUACAAUAUGUUUAAACCAUGACUAAAGUUUCGUGUCCAUAUCUCCAGGUGCAGGCCGCCAUUAAGAAGAAGGUGGAGAAGCAGAAGAAGCGAGCCGGUGACCAAGGAGGGGGUGCUGCAGACGUUCAGAUCACCCAACCUCUGCCUCCUCACCUUCAGAGACCAGAGGAGGCGGAGGCGUCUGAGGUGGAGGGAAUGGAGGAGAGCGAGGAGCUGGAGAGGACGCUGGGGGAAAUGAUGGAGGGACCACCGAGGAGAGAGAAGGAGAAAGAGGAGGGGGAGCCUGUCGACCUGCUGCCCAUAGUGGACUCAGUGUUUGGACAGGUAAGUGCUGUCCCGUACCGUCCUCACUGUGUGUGUGUGUUUGUGUGCGAUCUAUGAGUUCAUUUGUGUGUGUCUGCAUCAAGUUUUCCAUCUGAUUGAAUGUCCCGCCAAUGUCCUGAUUGAAACUCUAAGCCUCUGAGUCAAAUUUGAAGCCUGGCUGUUCACCAGAUUUUGUAAGUAGCUGUCCUUCAUUUGACCCCUGACCUCUUUGACCCCACAAAGGGCCACAGAUCACGCAGCUGCAACACGACCCUUCCCAAUUUUGCCUUUUUGUCAAGGACAAGUCUGAGCUGUGACGAGUAAAGGCUGGAGCCAAGGAUCCAGAUAGCGUGUGUGUUUGAGAGGAUUUAAACUCCUUUCCUUUGGGAGACAUUAUGAGAGUGUAAUCCGUAACGGAUACGGCCAUCGUCAGCCACAGAUCUGACUCUAUCUCAGUAUCUUAUCACUCACAUGGUAAGCAGUGACACACGACACGACACAGUAGGCCACAAACAUUACAGCAUCUGUCACCCGAAGGUCAGACAUGUGGGGUCAUGAUGUGAGAAAAUGCCAGUUCUGCAUGCGUGUUUAUGCAAAUGAAAAUCAAACUAAAAAGGAUUACUCUGAACUUGAAGCCUCUCUCACCUCCUGCAAUGAACUUCCUUGUGAGAUCCUUUUUUUUCUCACAUGAUAAAAAACACCUGAGUUUCAAAAAGAGAGAAAAUGUGAUGUCAGUGAUGAUGCCAGUGAGCUAAAACGAGACAAGGAUGGCUGAGCGCGUGGGAGAAGAGAGGAGUUAUAUUUUCACAUUUCACUGCAGGGUGUCCUAGAGUCCUGAACCUCGUUUUUUAAUGACUGGUGAAUCAGCCAGAGAGAGCACCUUUAAGACCCUUAGUCCCCCUGUUUAUGAGACCUGAAGAGGCUUACAAAAAACAAUCUUCUUAAGGAGAUAUUUCAUUAAAAAAAAGGACAAGACAUACUGUAGGUUAGCAAUGAAAAGCAAGGUAACAGAACUCAAACUAAUAAAUAAAUAAGUACGGUCAAAUCCCACCCUUAUAAUACACACUUCAGUUAAUGAAUACAGAUAUGUACUGUAUAUUAUUUCUUAUAUUUAACAUGAUCUCUAUAACGCUCAAUUAUAAAACCACUUAAACUCAAGGAUGUACAUUUUGUUAAAUGAGAACUGUCCAGCCACUAUUGCAAAACGCUCCGUGCUUAAAUUCUGUUUUUAAUUUUGCACUAUUUCUAGACCUCUAAUGCCUGAAAACACAAAUUAUGGCCACAAAAUGCAAUUUUUUUUGGCUGAAAUGUUUAUUUCUCUUACUACUAACAACCCCCCAAAAUCAAAAUGUCCUUAAAAUCUAACAAAUAUAUAUUUAUCUUGUUUGAUACAUGAGAUGUUUUUGGAAACUGAAAAACCACAACAGGACAUUUUUAUCAUUAUUGGACUGUAUUAAGGAGUUUUUAUAGUAAUGUGUUGAUUUAAUAGAAGUAUCAUAAAAGUAUGUAUCAAAUAUGGUACAAAGGGCAUUAAAGGGUUAAAGAGGGUUAACCGUCUUGGAGUUAUUUUGCUCUUAAAGACAGUGACACAUGCUCAACUCAACACGCUGAUAUCUUCUUUUCCUUCCCCUUCCUUUAAAGUGUAAACUAUAAAUCAUGGUUAUUGAUCAAAUUUUCCGGAGUUUUACUGUAUAGGAAUUAGUUUGAAUGAACUUUGACCCACUGAAUUUACUGAUUCUCACAUAUUUAUGGAUCAGCGGUGACUGCAGGAGUGUCACCAGAGCCCAGCGCCUCACUCCAAAUGUUAUCAAUCAUUUGGAUAUUUUUGGUGACCUCCCUCACCAUAGUGCCUCUGGCUGUUAAUGUUACAUACAUGCACUUACUGUACGUGCAUCCUCCUCCUCCCUGCUCUGUCUCGUCUGUCUCAUCUCUUAUUUCUUUGAUUGACAGCCCUCGUUAGUGGACACUGAUGAUUGUCAAUGGCAGACACCCGCUGUGCACAUCUGACACCAGAUCAGUUCAUGAUACGUCUGUUUGUUACAGGGUGGACACUGAGUCCAGAACAAAGACUAGAGUCACUUUACAUGGACACUACCCUGCUCGCUGUCUUACCAACUCACAUAAACAAACACACACACACACACACACGACUAAGGCAUCUCAUUUUCCUGAUUAAUUGAAACAAUCUGUAAUGGAAAAUCAGUCUGGUAAUUAAUCCAGAGUAAUGGUAUUGGUUUUGUCUUGAUGAAUGUAGCUGCUGGUGUCACUUUCAUUAUUCAAGAGUCGACAAAGACUUAAAUUUAUUGGUAAAGUUGGAUCAUGACCUUUCUACGAGCCGCUGGCUGGGUUCUUGUCGAUAGAAAUGUGUUGUGAUCGUAAUCAUAGGUGUGACCCUCUGUAGUUAAGGAGCAGCAUCAUGAAUAUCUCCUGAGUUUCAGGGUCAAGUGUAUGCUAAAGACACGUGUAAGUGCAUGUUUAGCACUGAUCAAAUACAGGUUAUGAUCAGCACACACAGAUGCAGCAAUCAAAACUUUCAUCUCAGGCUUUUAUGCUACACAAGUCCCUACAAGUACGACCCAACAUCCAACAGUAUAGAUAUUAAAACUCUCCAUUCAGACCACGAGUUCCUUCAUUAUUCAGUAGUACCUCCAUUACAUAAGACUGUAGGUCUGUUUCAGGCAACAUAAGUAGCAAAACAAAGCAGCUUGCAUGUAAACACUGGUUCUUACACAGACACACGUUUAAUUUUAUGGGUGUAGGUCAUUAUUUGUUGUAGAUUUUCUCCUGAGUUUUAAAAAAAAUUGGAUUUUUGUGGAGUUGUUACUCUAUUUUAAAGCAGCUUAUAUCUGCAGCGGUAUUCAUUGUGGGAUUAGGAAGGGGUUUGUUAAAUUAAUUUAAAAGAAAGUAAAAGCCAAAGUUUGUAAUAGACUUGCCUGUUUGUUGCCUGUUUUUACGAACAGAAAACAGAAAAGCAGGAAAGGUCAUUUUGAUUUUUUGUAGAAAUGACUAAUUGGUCCAGUCUGUGAUCUUGUUCCAGUCUCCAUUCCUGCCUGAAUGCCUUUUAGAUCCCCCUUGUUAGAGUUUUCCAGCCCAAACAGUCUGUUUCUAUCUACUUAAGAUCUUUUUCAGGGUUAAGAUGUCGUUCAUUUUAAUCUUUUUCAGAGGGCUGCUAAAAAUAGUUAUUAGAUCUGUUCAAAGCGACCUCUAGUGGUAAUAGCUGGUAACUGCAAGAUGCUGCUGAUGGAAACAGACGGAGAUGUCACACUUGUGAUUAAGUGUAGACGUCUCCCACGUGAGAGAACAGAAAUGUAGGUAGCCCAUCAUAAAACAACAGAGAUAUUAUUCUCUCAUAAAGCCAUGUACAUUGUUUUAUAGUGCCUGGACUAACUAAACGAAAAAUUCGAGAUUAUUCUUUUAGUUGUUGGUAUAAAAUUAACAAUGUGUGUUUAUGUGAGUGUUUUCCAUUGCUGUGAGAUCAUUUAAGAGUAGAUUUGCUUCCCCAGUGUUAUUACGAGAAAUUAUUAUCAUUUGGACAUUUUUGAUAGAUUGACAGAAAUUUUUGAGCUUUGAGUUUUCUGAAGUACAACAUGGUAUCUUCCAAAUUUAGGUUUAUCAUCAGUCUCAGACUGCAAAUGAAAAUCUACAGAAAAUGUUACAUGAAGAGACAGAAAGUCAGCGUUUUAAAUGACUGAUGCACAUAUUUUCAUCAUAAACAGGGAUCUGGUUAAAUUUCUCUCUCUCUCUCUCUCUCUCUCUCUCUCUCUCUCUCUCUCUCUCUCUCUCUCUCUCUCUCUCUCUCACACACACACACACACACACACACACACACACACACACACACACACACACACACACACACACAAGCUGUGCCUUCCAUAUGGGUGCUCUGCAGCAAUAGCGUUUUCAAAUCUGCUUUUGGCUUUCGUAGAGAUUUAUGACAGAUGCUUUGUGUGAGCUUAGCCGACCACUUACAACUGCACUCAUAACAUCAAUAUGUUGACUUUAUGUUUUUCAGCCGUUUAGGCGGUUGGGCCAAACUCAUUCAAGAUAGGAAAUCAAAGGUCGAGCUCAGAGAGAGCAUAGCUCAGUCAAACCCUGUCUUUGAAUCGUUUUUCCUGCAGAAACUGAAGCUGGUUUCAUAAGCUGUCAUUUGCUCAAGCUCAUUUGUUUUUCAUUAGUUUCUAAGUUGAGUUAGAACUUUGAAGAGUUGCUAAUUCUUCUCUGAAAAGAUUUAACACACACAGCAAUCAACGAUUAAACUUUUCAGGAAUUAGGGAACAGAGAAUUGUAUCCUCAGUAGCUGCAUGUUUAAUGGAUGGGUUGUUAGUCUAAGUAAAAUGUUUCUUAUUUACUGUAGCAUGUGAACUCUGAUGUGACCACCAUAAGUAAGAAGUUAUUAAAACAAAACAUAUAAAGUUUCACAUUUUAAUACAUUGUCUCAUGUCUAUUUUAAGGUUUACCCUAUCCUCAGGUAAAUAAAGCUCCUAUAGAGAAUUUGAAUCAGUUAUUAAAGCUCCUGUAAGGAACUUUCUGUUUGUGUUGAUUUUGGCGCCCCUGUGAUCAAAGCAGUCCUUCCUUAUCAUGACCUUGGUCAGGUUGUCACAGAGAAAAAAAAAAGGGAAGACACACAACAUGUACAAGAUUAAAAACAAAUCUUUAUUAAAUCAAAUUAAACAAAAAUAGAACAUUGAAGAAAUGAGAUGCAUAAAUCAGUAAAAUCAGUAGUGUGUAAGGUGUGCAUGAGUGGAAAGUAGGUGCAUGCGUGUGAGGGUGUUGUACAGCACAAACAAACUACAGCUAAGCCCACCCAAACCAAACCAAGACAAAAACAAACUAAACAAAGCAAAGUAAAGUAAAGUAAAGCAAAACGAAACAAAGCAAUGUAAAGUAAAGCCAAACCUAGCCAAGACAAAUCAAAUCAAAUCAAACCAAACCAAAGUCAAAGUAAACUAAACUAAACUAAACUAAACUAAACUAAACUAAACCAAACACCUGUAAGGAGGCCAGGAGAAAAUCAAGGAGUGUGAGUAACUGUGGGAGCUUAAAUACCCCCAGCACCCAGGGCCCAGGUGUGCAUGAUUACUCUGAUUGGUGUGACGAGAGAAACCAACAGGACACACCUCCAACAGCAGCAUGACCCUACAGGGGGAUCACACCCUCUAUAUGCAUCAGUUGUGUUUUCUGAUGAAAUUAAUUCUGACUUCUUGGUAGUAAUGUGUUUUAAUGACUAACAAAAACAAAUGAGACCGUUAGUGGUAAGAUUGAUCUUUCCUGUUACAUCACUUUUUGACGAGAGGUCAUAUGAAUGACUGUAAAGGAAAGGGGGGGAAAACUGGAGGAAAUGUUUCACCGGAAAUUACUACAAAACAAGAUCAGCAAAGAUGUAUAAAGUAAAAUAUUGUCCACAUGAGACAACAGAGUUAACACGAACCAAAUACCCCCUACAGGAUCUUUAUUUCCAGCAGAUAAGACAGAAUAAAUAGUGGUAAUAACAUUAAAGAGACCCAUUUAUGAGUUGUAAAUUAAAGUCCUGAGCUGAAUUUCUUUUUUUUUCCGGUAAAAACAGAACUUUUAGUCCACAGCCCUCCAGUUCAGUCCCUCUGUUUCAUGUUCCCAUCUUAUUACCAAAUCACUUUAUCUUUUCUUUUAACAAAUCUUCUCAUCCCCCAAUCUUCCCCCUUUAAUCUGAAAUAGCGGGGAUUAACCCGUCUGUUCACAUCUUCUUAAUUCCCACUCUAAAACUCUUCGCACUGUAGAGGAAGUCAUUUGAAUGCUCGCGCAGCAUGUGGAUAAAGAGAGGGAGGGUAGGGGGGACUGAAAGGGAAAGAGGAGGCGAGAGGAUUACAAAUCAAAUGAGCGAGCUGCAUCAGGGAGUUCAUGAGUUUUUGUGUGGCUGUGUAGACCAUGGAUAGUAUAGAUGGGUGGAGUCAGGGUUGCUCAUGCAAGGAUUAGAGCAGUUUUUUUUUUUUUUUUUAGCUGUGUGGAAUCAGAUGUGAUGACUGAUUACCAGCAUGGGACACUCAGAGAAGUCAGAGUUUGAGUUUGAGCUGGACUUCUGAGAUUUCCCGAGGGAGGAGAGAAGAGGGUGAGGAGAUUAAAACAGAUCAGAAACACAGAAAAAGAGAGGGAGGGACAAUAAUUCGGAAAGCUGGCGGAGACCGACGGGGUAAGAUUUCUGGUUAAGAAGGGCAGGAGGCUGAUGGGCAACUGCACCAAACCAUCUAAGAAAAACAAAAUGAAGAAGGUAAGAGCGCUUUGUCUUAUCUGGUUGUGAAGGAAACCAGAAGCUUUUAUCCGUAUUAAUCUUAUUUUUUUAACAAACAGAGAUAGUUUUUGAAUCUUUCAGGCAACUUUAUGUCCUAACCUUCUCUGUUAAGAAAGGUUAAAAUAAUUUCUCCUUCUCCAAAUGCAAGAAAACAAAGAUAUUUUUGUGAUUGAUAAAUUUAUUGAGCUUGUUGUUGUAAAAAAAAAAACAGCCACUUUCAUUUGAGUGUACUGUUUCCCUUUUCAUCAAUAGUAGAGAGAGUUAAAGGAUGAAAAUCUGGGAAAGUUUUGGACAAUAUUUGUUAUAAAUGAGUCAAUUGCAAAGAAAUAAUGAGCAGCUUAUGUAAUCAAAGUUUGCAGCGUCGUUUGUCUCAUCUACAGUCAAGCUCAGGCUCAGCUGUGUUCCUUCAAAGACAACAUAAUGAAAAGACUGUUUUUGAGUAAUGGUCUGGUCUGCCUCUGAAGGGGGGCAUGGAUGGGCCCCUGCAGGGUAAGGCGAGGCCAACAGGCCAGCAGGGUCUUCAUUUGGAGGGAGAGGAAGAUCAGGCCGUGGAGGAGAAGCCGUACAAGGAAGCGUUUGGUGCACUGGUGAAGAAUUGCAAGAUGCUGCACAUUGUUGGCCCAGCCUGCGUUUUCCUUAAAGAAGGCUUUUCACUGACGCUCGUAUGUAAUUGAGCUCAUGAGCACAUGAGAUAUGUGGACCCUGUAUCAUCCAUUAGCAUCCCCUCAUCAUGGCUGAUUCAUCUGCUCCAUGCAUAACCAGCUGUGUCAUCCAAUCACUGGUCUGUAAGAGAUGAUCAAAAAGUGCUGGCACAGCACAUGCUUAGAGGGAUCGAUCAUUCAGCUCCAUGGAAAUUAUUGACUGGUGUAUGGGGAGCUUCCUCACAGCUGUGCGUCACAGGGUUGUCUGAGGUUGGGGCAGAACAGAACAAAUAUGCGCCCCUGAAAGCUCCGGUUGUUGUUGUAGCUCAUAUCUAAAAUCUAAGUGACCCUCACUCAGUCAUUUCUGAAACAGAUUUGAGGUGACUGAAACUUGCACAAACCAGCUGAUAGAGCGCAAACUUCAGCAGACUACUAUUAUUGUAAUGUCACAUGAGUUCUGGACUUUACAUCUAGACGCUGUACAAGCAAACAAAUUAAUAGAAAAAGGCAACAAAAUCCUGAAAGUAUUGUUAAUUCAUGCUCCAUUUGCAACAGCAGUCGGACAGUGUGAGUGUAGCAGAGUGUGAACGCGGCUCUAAGACUCUGUUAAGUUCAAGUGCAUAGAUAUACUAUAUCUAUCAUCACAAAAGGGAGAGUCACUAGCUCAUUUUCUGCUUGUUUUCUUGCGUCUUCUUACUUCUGUUUGCGACUCCUGUUAGAUAAGACCCACCAUCACAACAGCGGCUGUUAAUCAAUUCGACACUAAACCAUGUGACAUUAACACAAGCGCCAGUGGACAUCUCCAUCAAUUAAUGCUCAUUAUUCUCAAUUUAGAACAUGUCAUCUCAGAUUGUACUUUGAUUUGAAUUCAUGCUUUUAUUUUGUAGUCUUGAAUAAAUGAGGCGGAAGAAUAGUAAAUAAAGGGAUGAUCUGGAGGAUUAGUCCUGCGUUGUUCUCUCUCUAAAGCUCUUACUCUAACAUCCUCAACACUGGACCUCCUCUCCGUUGACUUCAUUCUUCUGUAUGCGUGCGAGCUUGAGCACCACAUUAUGCGUGCAAGACAGAACACGGAUAUUGAGUAUACGUGUAUUUGAAGGGUCUCUUUGCCAACUAAAGCCCCCCAGAUCUCAUAAUCUCCAGAUGUUUGUUGCCCAGCAACCUUCGACAAAUAAUCUGUUGACUCCUAUAUGAAAUGCAACACAACUUAAUACAUAUUAUACAUAUAAUCACUGUUUUCAUUAGGAGAUGAACUGGCUUUGUCUUAAAUACACUCAGCUUAUGGAAGAAUUUGAAAACCAUGUUACUGUAUACAUCCUUAUAAUACUUUAAUGGGCUGAGUUUUGAAAGACAAGAACGGGACAGUCUAAGCUGACAACAUUUCAUGUCUUUUUCUCAUGAUCCAUAUAAACUAAACUCCCAUCCAUCGUUUCUGGAUUUCCCUCUGGGCCCUUGAUGUUUGUGGUGAUCACUUUGUCUCUGUUUAGUGUUCAUCUGAGUGUUUAAUCUAUGAAAUUAUGUAGGUAACAAACAUACUCAUGUCCGCUUGUAGUGUGUGUGUGUGUGUGUGUAUGUGUGACAAGUUUAAUACAGUAAGGAGUUUACAGCUAAUAUGUUUCUCUGCAUCCUCUUACAGGACAGAGAGCUGAGACCAGAAGAGAUUGAUGGUAAGAUGAUUUCUCUUCAUCAAAUUUUGCUCAUUAAAGGGAUAAUCCGGCGUGAAAUUAAUUUAGGGUCAAACACACCAAAACACAGAGUUAGACACCCCUUUGAGAGCUCAAUAUUGUCGACCGCUUGCUUCUCUAGUUAUACCGACUUCAGUAAUGACCGCACGAUAGCAAUACACAGCAGUCUGAGGAGCCAUAAACAAACAUCAACCAAAUUGCCACUCUAUAAACAUAAAUAAUGCUCAGAACAGCACCUAACUUCAUCAACAGUACUAAGAGACUAAACACAACUCACCUACUCUCUUCCAGCAGCCGCUUGUUUGUAGUUAGACCUCAACCAGUCCAUUAACGACUGCAGCGGGGUCACGCAGCUCAAGGAAGAACAUUUAUGAUCAUUUCUUCAUGGAAAUGCAAUCAGACCGAGACGCUAAGGCAGAAGAACUACCACGUUUGCAGUGCAAAAUGAUUAAUAUGGUGAUUAUUACUUCAAGGAAAUGAUAAAGAAAUGAUCAUAAAUGUUCUUCCUUGAGCUGCAUCACCCCGCUGUAGUCCGUAUUUGACUGGCCCGAGGUCGCGCUACGAACAAGCGGCUGCUGGAAGAGAGCAGGUGAGUUGUGUUUAGUCUCUUUGCUAAAGAAAUUAGACAAAGUUAAAAAGAUGUUUUGUGGCUAGUGCUGUAGCUAGGACCCUAUAUGUACUGUUGAUGAAGUUAGGUGCUGUUCUGAGCAUUACUUGUGGCUAUAGAGUGGCGUUUUGGUUGAGGUUUGUUUAUGGCUCCUUGUUUAUUGCUAUCCUGUGGUCGUUACUAAAGUUGGUAUAACUAGAGAAGCAAGCGGUCGACAACAUUCAGCUCUCAAGGGGGUGUCUAACUCGGUGUUACCGUGUGUUUGACCCUAAAUUAAUUUUACGCCAGAAUAUCCCUUUAAGAUGUUAGAUGGUAAUGAAACACUGACAAAGGUUUUCUUGUUUGUUUCACUCAGAGCUCCGUGAGGCGUUUGUGGAGUUUGACAGGAACAAAAAAGGCUACAUCAGUCAUAAAGACCUCGGGGAAUGUAUGAGGACCAUGGGUUACAUGCCGACUGAGAUGGAGCUCAUUGAGCUGAGCCAGCAGAUCUGUGAGUGUAGAAACAUCUGAGAGAGCAGAGCAGGACAGCUUACAACACACAACAUCAAACUUCCUGGACACGAUCGUGAGCAAUUCAAUAAUAUUCUUGUUGCAGGUGGAGGUAAAGUGGACUUUGAGGACUUUGUGGAGCUGAUGGGCCCCAAGAUGUUGGCGGAGACAGCUGACAUGAUCGGAGUCAAAGAAUUACGAGACGCAUUCAAGGAGGUCAGGAUGUACUUACUGUUACUGGAAGUCAGAUGUUGUUCACUAGUUUUCAUUACAGAUAUUGACACUGUUGAUUCAUACAUUGCAAUAGUUACUGAGAGGAGACCAUUGACUCUGAUACGUGUCUUUUGUGUGAUAGGCACAGAUAUCAACUUCUUAUGAGAAAGAAAAACAUUUGCAAGAAGUUGCAAUAAGGAAACACAAGCUGAAAAAGAUCCAGAUUUGUUUUUUUUUGUUUUUUAGAUUUUCAUGUGACCAGUUUUAGGUCUCCCCAAUCACAGUAGAUUAUAAACACAAGGCAAGUUGAAGUCCCAAUGAUGGAUUAUGUAAAUAGCAAAGAUGCCUGCUGACUACUGAUGAGAGUUUAAUUUGCUUUUGGAUAAAUAUUAAACAAGCAGGGGUAUCAUCAUAAGUAUCAUCCGUCUUCUCUGUGUCCAGUUUGACUCAAACGGUGAUGGCCAGAUUAGUUUAACCGAGCUGCCGUGUCAAAAGCCCCAAAAGAAGAAAGAAAGUGAACAUGAACUGAGAGGCUGCAAAGUAAUAUAGACCUACUGAUAAGACCAAACUUUGUUUCUACAGCACCUGGUAAUUUGAAAACUUCUUUUGUGCCAUCCAGUGAGAUAGAUGGCACAUGCAUUUUGAAUAUUUUUCAUUAAGUUUUGUCAUUUUCUUUAUCAAGUAUAAUUAAAGCAACCACUAAGCUUGGAUAGGAUAAGUAUCAUCCGUCUUCUCUGUGUCCAGUUUGUGCGGAUGAUGUCUCGCUGACCCGCAGCUGUCUGGAUGCUGAAGAAGCUGAUGGGAGAACAAGUGACCAACAGAGAGAUCAACGAGAUCCUCAGAGAUGUUGACCUCAACGGAGACGGUCUGGUGGACUUUGAGGGUGAGACAAAUUCUCUUUGUCUUUGUUUGAUCUCUGAGAAGACAAUGUGAAUCUUCUUCUAAUGCUUUUCUCGUCUUUUCAGAGUUUGUGCGGAUGAUGUCUCGCUGACCCGCAGCUGUCUGGAUGCUCAAAUCUGAGAGAUACAAAUAGACAUUGUGCGACUACUGCUGGAUUAGGGACCACACUACACUGUAGUGUACAGUCUUUAUCUGCUCUUUAGAGCAUGUAUCUUAAAUUAUAUUUUUUAUAUAAAACAAAGAAAAACACAAAAAAAGGAUUGAUGAGUAGCACUAAACCUCUGACUGACAUAAAUAUAUACAAACUUGGAGUGCAACAUAUACAUAUAUAAUAUUCAAACAGCUGUAAUACAUAUCAAAAGCUCCAUAGACAACAUUUAUGACUGUGUUUUAGAUGUAUUUUUAUAUUUAAGUGGUUGUACUUUGAGUGUAAAAUCUUGUUUCUAAAUUGUUAAUUUAUUUUAAUAAUUAAAGACAUGUGCAAAAGUU
Xyrichtys novacula (pearly razorfish) is the source of this 12715-nucleotide messenger RNA. The record is from the annotation of a GenBank genome assembly. NCBI's taxonomy places the organism in Eukaryota, Metazoa, Chordata, Actinopteri, Labriformes, Labridae.